AUGUUUUUGGCAAAUUGCACAAACUGUGUUUGUUGUGAAAUCACAGAUUCUCCUUGGAGGCCCAAUAUUACAAUCCCAGGUGAUCUGAAGGAGAAGGAGUCUGUCACUAUAACCUGCUCAGCUCUCACUCCCUGUCCACACUCCCCUCCUCAACUCACCUGGAAUCUCCAACAAGACUCUCACAACAAAAUAGAGGAAAACACAGAUGGAAGCUUUACAACUAAAAUCCAGCAGACCAUCACUCUGUCAGACACACAUGAUGGAAAGAAGAUCAGCUGCUCUGCCAGAUAUCCUGUGAACCAAGGAAAAGACACCAAGACAGCAGAGACAGAAGAGACUCUCAGUGUUUCAUAUGCUCCUAAAGACACUUCAGCAUCCAUCAGUCCAUCAGGUUUGGUGUCAGCAGGCAGCUGGGUGAAGCUGACCUGCUCCAGCAGAGCCAAACCUCCAGUCAGCAGCUUCACCUGGUUCAAGAAGAGCAGAGAUGGAGCUGUGAAAGUAUCUGAAGGAGAGAUUUACAGCUUCAAUGUAACAGAUGGAGGAGUUUAUUACUGUGUGGCCACUAAUGAUCUGGGUAAUCAGGCAUCAGCAGAGAUUCUUGUGACUGUUGGAGAUGAACAGUCAGGAAAACUGUUUGGUGUCUGCAUUGUAGUGAAGACUCUGGGAAUCACAAUGCUUGUGGCCACACUGGUUUUAUUUGAGUGCUGGUUUAGAUCAAGACAGUUCAACAAACCAGAGACAGAAACCAUCUACAUGAACAAAGCUGCAUCACAGUCCAAAAAGUGUCUGCAGCAGGAGGACAAAAAUCUUGGACAUCAGCAGUGUUAACAUCUGCAUGCUGAC
This is a messenger RNA of Oreochromis niloticus (Nile tilapia), 843 nucleotides long. RefSeq names its product vascular cell adhesion protein 1. Lineage: Eukaryota; Metazoa; Chordata; Actinopteri; Cichliformes; Cichlidae. The coding region runs from base 1 to 828 and encodes 275 amino acids. The record is from RefSeq and is a predicted model, not a curated record. The transcript is spliced from 5 exons.